AUGAAAUACGCUAUAAUAUUUCUUCUAAUAAACCUUUGGACCUUGUCUUCCGCAGUUAAUGUCAACCCAGCAAACUUGGAGCUAAAUGUUGGAAAUGACACAGACUCGCUAUUGGUUAAGCGUCUGACAUCCAAAAAUACUGGUCACAAUUACUGGGGAGGCACUCCACAAAAGACAAAUUUGCACAGAGCAUCCCCGUAUUUGAUGAUCACAAAGAUUUGCCAAACUGCAGCAUCAUCUUUUAAAUUUGCAGGAGCAAACGCCAAGGGAACUGUUAGUUGUAAAUACACUCCGUAUGCAGGAACUCUUGCAAUUUGUUUAUUCGAAAUGUCUACUAGCGAAAAUGAAAUAAGAAAAGCUAUGCCUACGUUUUCCAAUCUUUGCGCGAACAUGACUUAUGACAAGGCUGCAAAGAUCUAUGCAAAUGCUACCAAAUAUGCCGUUAACCAGAGUGAAGUCCCAAAGAAUGGAACCAUCAAUUAUCCUGUCACCAUCAGCUCAAAGGCUUUCCAAAAGGCGUCUGUGAAGAUCGUAACCGCUGCUAAAGGUUUAGAUAGAGCUAGUAGCUAUGGUCUCGGGAUUCUUUACUAUUGGUUUGGUGUCAUGGUUAUUUCGGCAAUUGUUAAUUUAUUCACUGCUACAGGUUUAGUCAAAAAAUUCACACACCCUAUUUUUAAGAAAGCACAACGGUAUUUGUUGAUUCCAAGUUUGCUUUCUGAGAAGCAUCGUCAAACCUUUAAAUUCCUUGGUAUAUUCGAAUCAUAUCUUCCUAGCAGAGCUGAAAGUAUUAUCGUUUCCGGUUAUCUUAUCUUAUACAUUGUUUUCAUGUCUGUUCAUCUUGAUGGCACUGGUGUUGCUUUGAACAAACUCAUUUCUGAUAGAGCGGGUAUUAUUGCAUCAGCCCAUAUGCCUUUGCUUUUCCUCUUUGGUGGAAGAAAUAACAUUAUGAUGUAUCUUACUGGUUUCAAUCAUUCAACAUUCAUCCAAUUCCACAAGUGGACUGGCAGAAUCAUGUCUCUCAAUGUUUUGAUUCAUGGCGCUGGCUACGCAAGGAGAUACCUUGCAGCCGGUACCUAUGCAGCCAACAUGAAACAGGAAUAUGUUGUUUGGGGUAUUGUUGCCGCUACUAGUGCUGGUGUUAUAAUGUUUCAAUCUUAUAAUUGGUUCAGAAAAAAUACCUAUGAAUUUUUCUUGAUUACCCAUAUCGUUCUUCUGGUUAUCUUUAUGGUUGGUGCCCUCCGUCAUGUUUAUACUUUUGGAUGGACAGAAUUUUUCCUUGCCGCAAUUGCUGUUUGGGUUUUUGACAGACUUGUUAGAAUUAUCCGGUUGUUCAAUUUUGGGCUCCAAAAGGCCAAUAUCAAGGUGAUUUCCGAAGAUACCUUCAAAGUUACCGUGAAGAGACCACAUGGAUUCCGUUGGUAUGCCGAACCUGGGCAAUAUGUUUACCUUCACUUCUUCACUAUUAAAACAUUUGGGCAAUCACAUCCAUUUACUGUGACCGAUUCCAAUUUCAAAGAUGGGGAAAUUAAUAUUUACAUCAAAUGCAAAAAAGGUGCUACUAAGAGGAUUUACGAUAUGGUGAGUAAAAAGCCUGACCAAGUUGACAACACAAUUUUAGUAGGUAUUGAAGGUCCUUAUGGUCCAUCAGCUCCUAACCACCACUAUGAUAACAUUGCCCUUUUCGCCGGUGGUAAUGGUAUCCCUGGUAUUUUUGAUGGAGCUCUCAGACUUGCAAGAAAGUAUCCAGAAGGUCAAAAGAAUAUUAGAAUGAUUUGGGCUGCUAGAGAUUUGGCUUCAAUCAGUUGGUUUCUUCCAGAAUUGCAGUUGUUAAGAAAAGAAACAUCUGUUCAGGUAUCCAUUUAUCUAACCAGAGAAAAUCCUGAGAAAUUUGUCGCUAAAAAACAAUUAUCUGAGGCUAAUAAUUCUAGUACAGAUGAGGAUAACAAAUCAGAUGAGAAAACAGAUAGUGAAAAGUCAGAAACUUAUGCUAUUAACUCUACUGGCUCUCCUUUGGUUGAUCAAUUAGAUGGAUUCGAUGUUAUUUGUGGCAGACCAAAUAUUGAAGAAUUAAUUUGCGAUUGGUUUGCUCAUGACUCUGGGUCUAUUUCCAUUACUUCUUGUGGUCCAGGUAUCUUGUGUGAUUCUUUAAGAAAAAGUAUUUCUGCUAACAUUGAAAAGCAUAAAGGUAGAGUAGACUAUUAUGAAGAUUUACAGAUUUGGUGA
Messenger RNA from Saccharomycopsis crataegensis, 2223 nucleotides. Its product is annotated as ferric-chelate reductase. Gene Ontology annotation, biological process: copper ion import; iron ion transport; intracellular iron ion homeostasis. Gene Ontology annotation, molecular function: ferric-chelate reductase activity. The transcript has a single exon. The record is from RefSeq and is a predicted model, not a curated record. Lineage: Eukaryota; Fungi; Ascomycota; Saccharomycetes; Ascoideales; Saccharomycopsidaceae. Gene Ontology annotation, cellular component: plasma membrane. Bases 1 to 2223 code for a protein of 740 amino acids.